Molecule: messenger RNA, 1881 nt
Organism: Pteronotus mesoamericanus
Lineage: Eukaryota; Metazoa; Chordata; Mammalia; Chiroptera; Mormoopidae
Gene: PABPC1L
Product: poly(A) binding protein cytoplasmic 1 like
Exons: 14
Coding region: 1-1881 (626 amino acids)
Cellular component (GO): cytosol; ribonucleoprotein complex; nucleus
Molecular function (GO): poly(A) binding; poly(U) RNA binding; mRNA 3'-UTR binding
Source: RefSeq, a predicted model, not a curated record
AUGCACGCCAGCGGCAUGGGCCUCCCGCUCGCCUCGCUCUACGUGGGCGACCUGCAUCCAGACGUGACUGAGGCCAUGCUCUACGAGAAGUUCUCGCCCGCCGGUCCCAUCCUGUCCAUCCGCGUGUGCCGCGACGUAACCACCCGUCGUUCGCUGGGCUACGCCUAUGUCAACUUCCAGCAGCCCGCCGACGCGGAGCGGGCACUGGACACAAUGAACUUUGAAAUGAUCAAAGGCCAGCCCAUCCGCAUCAUGUGGUCCCAGCGAGACCCAGGACUUCGCAAGUCGGGUGUGGGCAACAUCUUCAUCAAGAACCUGGAGGAGUCCAUUGACAACAAGGCCUUAUAUGACACCUUCUCCACCUUCGGGAGCAUCCUUUCUUGCAAGGUGGUGUGUGAUGAUCAUGGCUCCCGAGGCUUUGGCUUUGUCCAUUUUGAGACCCGGGAGGCCGCGCAGAAGGCCAUCAGCACCAUGAACGGAAUGCUGUUGAAUGACCGCAAAGUCUUCGUUGGCCACUUCAAGUCCCGACAGGAGCGGGAGGCUGAGCUGGGGGCUCGGGCCAUGGAGUUCACCAACAUCUACGUGAAGAACCUCCAAGUGGAUUUGGACGAGCAGGGCCUGGGGGAGCUCUUCUCCCAGUUUGGGAAGAUGCUGAGUGUGAAGGUGAUGAAGGACGAUAGCGGUCACUCCCGAGGCUUUGGCUUUGUCAACUUUGAGAAGCAUGAGGAAGCCCAGAAGGCUGUGACGGACAUGAACGGGAAGGAGGUGAGCGGGCAGCUGCUCUUCGUGGGCCGGGCCCAGAAGCGGGCGGAGCGGCAGAAUGAGCUGAAGCGAAGGUUCGAGCAGAUGAAGCAGGACCGGCUGAACCGUUACCAGGGUGUGAACCUGUACGUGAAGAACCUGGAUGACUCCAUCGAUAAUGAGAAACUGAGGAAAGAGUUCUCUCCCUACGGAGUGAUCACCAGCGCCAAGGUGAUGACAGAGGGUGGCCACAGCAAAGGGUUUGGCUUUGUGUGUUUUUCCUCUCCAGAGGAGGCAACGAAGGCCGUGACAGAGAUGAACGGGUGCAUCCUGGGCACCAAGCCGCUGUAUGUGGCGCUGGCCCAGCGCAAGGAGGAGCGGAAGGCCAUCUUGACCAACCAGUACAUGCAGCAGCGCCUCUCUGCACGGACCCUGGGCGGCCCCCUCCUGGGCUCCUUCCAGCAGCCCGCCAGCUACUUCCUGCCCCAGCCUCCUGCCCAGCCCGGGUACUUUGGCUCGGGCCUGCCUGCGCAGCCUGCCCCCAGGUGGGUGGCCCAGCCACCGAGAUCCUCCCCCACCCGCCCUCCAGCUGCCUCAAUGGUCCGGCCGCCAGCCAUGUCUCGGUGCCCCCCGGCCUGCAGCAGCAGUGUCGGGAAGACCUCCACCCAGGCGCCCCACACCCAGAGAGUGGCCAACAUGGGUACCCAGACCACUGGGCCCGGUGAGGCAGGAUGCUCUACGCUACACAGGUCUCUCCUGACACGCACAUACUUCUUGGGAACACCCCACACACACAGGGUCCAGGAGCCUCCUGUGUGCCUCCCUGGACAGGAGCCGCUGACCGCGUCCAUGCUGGCCGCGGCACCGCCGCACAGACAGAAGCAGAUGAUCGGUGAGCGUCUCUACCCCCUCAUCUGCGACGUCCACACCCAGCUGGCUGGCAAGAUCACAGGCAUGCUGCUGGAGAUCGACAACUCGGAGCUGCUGCUCAUGCUGGAGUCUCCUGAGUCCCUCAGUGCCAAGGUCGAAGAGGCUUUGGCAGUGCUGCAGGCUCACCAGGCCACGGAGCAGACGAAAGGGAACGUGACCGAAACCAGGUGGGUGGGUGAGGGUGUGAGGAGUGGGGGGAGAAGUAGCUGA